This is a messenger RNA of Soboliphyme baturini, 327 nucleotides long. NCBI's taxonomy places the organism in Eukaryota, Metazoa, Nematoda, Enoplea, Dioctophymatida, Soboliphymatidae. The record is from the annotation of a GenBank genome assembly.
AUGGGAAAAACGUCGGGGUGUUUUAAAGAUUCGGCAGUUUGGCCGUUUUUUAUACUACAUUUGCUUGAGACGACUUAUCAGGUCGAAGAUCAGUGCGUAAAAACUGCCCAUGCACUCGGUGGUCAGACGUUAGUGGUGAUUACGUUAAGUCGAGUUGACGUGAGGUUGUCUUCGGCGGGAGACCUCACUGAUUACUCAUUGCGUCCCGAAGCGGCCUACCACCGCUGUCCGGCCAGGGACAGGGUCGAUCUUAACGCUGAGCACGGGUUCAGGCUCGCCACAGGUGGCCAGGGCCUGGAAUUCGGCCCUUCGACCGGUGGAAUCUGA